GUCAAAGGAGGAAGCGAAACCGCUUCUAUUUCCGCUGCAGCAGCGAGAGGACGGGCACGUCAGAAAAAGAGACAUGAAAAUGUGGACAGAAAGGACAAACUGAGGCGAGAGAAGGGACAUCCAGCUACAUACAUCAUCUGUGUUGACGUGGGUUGCUAGGCAGUUGUUAUUAUCUAAAGUCCCAGGUGAUUAUUGUUCAGUUUAAGGGUCGUUUCGAGGUUAACUCGCCUCCUCUCUGGUUGCGUGGUGGGUCUCUUUGAGGAAGCAGCUCCGCUAGCCCGCUGUAGUAGCUCGUUAGCCCGCUGAAGUAGCUCGUUAGCUCCGUAGAGAGAUGGGGACCAGAGCCAGUCGCCUACAGGAAGACCCGACGCCCUCUGCCUUCGGGAAAGAUGGCACAAAGCGGGACUCCUACCGGCGACCCCGCUGCACCAGACCCACCAGUCUCAUGGUGGACUUCUCCGGCAGCUUCGAGGACACGGAGGCCAACCGGAGCCGCUCGGAGGAGGGCAGCGACUCGGACCCGGGGCUCCAGGGGGCGAGCAGCGACGGUAGCCCCGCGGACCACCACGGCAUUCCCUCCGGCAUCAGCCAGGCGUCACCUGCAGAGGACGACGACGACAACAGCGAGGGGAAACCCGAGGAAGACGGGGAUAUCAGCCCGGAGCCUGCCGUGGCGGCGGAGCAUCAGUCCGGAGAGGAGACAGGCCGCACGCCACACCGCACUUUUUCCGAGCGGCUGCCCGGGAAUCGGCACUCUUCCGGCCGCAGCGUGGGAGCUCGAUCCGCCCGGGUCCGAGGCACACACCAGCGGCCGGUAUCAGAGGCUUGGAUCGGCCUGUACCGUGUUAACAACCGACAUGGCAAUAUCCGCUGUCCUUUCUGCUCGAAGCCCUUCCCGGGGGGUCGGAUCGAGGAUCACCUGUUGAGCUGCCUCACCUCUCCUCCCCUACCAUACAAUACGGAUGUGCUCAGUAAAGACAGCGGAGAGUGCUCCAUCUGUUUGGAGGAUCUGAUACAGGGAGAGACCAUCGCCAGGCUGGCUUGCCUCUGCGUCUAUCAUAAGAGCUGCAUUGAUUCCUGGUCCAAGGUGAAACCCUGCUGCCCUGAACAUCCCUUCGAUUGACUCGUGGGUCACAUGUAUUCUGCACAGUGACCAACCCGACUCAGGAGACUACACUGAAUCCCAAUAAAAUCCCAAUAAAAAUGUGUAAUUGAACAAAUAAAAGCCCUCUGUCCCUCUCAGACGCAAACCUAUAUUUGAGGGGGGGGAACAGACGAUCCUAAGAAGAAGCUCCUGUUAGCGACGACCGAUGCUCUCCGUUUGGAUCGGUCCAUUUGAACUUGGUCUAGGCCAUUUCAAGCCAAAAUCCAACAGUUAAAAACAGCCGCUGCGUGUCCGUCUAAUCUCUGGUCGAGACUCUUGUUGGACCACAAGUGGAGGAGGUUCCCUUUCUAUGUUACGAACUCUUGAAUCCGCAGAAGAUAUUAAAAAUAAGUAAAAUAGACAUCAUCAUCACAGAAUGAUGGAACUUGCCCCAGAACAAUCUUGAACUUGGGGAGGAACACAAAAAAAAGUUAACUGUGACUCUGGAUCCUCUCCCGUGUAUUUUUUUUCUCCCUCCAAAGGGGAUUGGUCAUUUUAUUAAGUAUUUUGCAGAAAGAGUAUUGUUCCAUGUCAUACAUUGGAUGAAUGUUUUCUUUCCUCGGCGAACCCCAAAUGAACCAACCUCACACCGAAAGCGUGAACUGUUACCGCAUAAACGUUGCUUUAUUUUGAACCAGCUGGAGGUUGAGGGCGUGUUUUUGGUGAAUGGGGGCUGCCGUUACUCGGUGUUUUUCUGUUUUCUAUUACCUGUAAACAUUUCAGGGGAAGUCUGGGGGCUAAUUGUUUUAUCGGAGUGGGUCAGUUUUUUGUAGGUGGUUAGUUGGCGCUGAGUUUAACGUGCUGCUACUUGCUGAGUGUUUAGGAGGGGUUGUAGGUAUUUCAUAGGGCCAUAGUAGCGCUGGUGUUGGCACCAAUUUGAGCACUUUUGUCCUUCAAGGCUGAUUUUUAUUUAGUUUUUUCUGGGAUAAAGUUGUGUGUGUGCGUAUGUGUGUGUGUUCAAAUGAUGACCAGGGACAGGAAAUGUCCCGAGCAUGACUGUGUAUUCAGGAAAGUGUGACUUUGUGUGUGUGUGUGUGUGUUUACUGUAAAUUGCCCGGACGUCUGCUUGGUCAAGCGGGUUACCCUUUUUUAAUUUUUAAAGCUAGUUUUUACGGUCAGUCGCGCUGGCAAACAUCCUGUUACACGUGGCAUUGGUACGCAACGUGGCGGCUCACGAGGUCCCGUUGUACUUUUUAAAUGCGGUUUGGGAUUUUUAUCCCACGACCCCAUCCUUCUCCCCCUUCAUUCUCAAACACUCUCUGGGGGUGUAGUCCGGAUUUUUGGACCAGACCGCCAUCUGGUUGCAUCAAUGCCAGAUCGAGGAGGGAUAAAGGGAGGGAUGGAUUGAGGGAUGUAUUUUUGGGGCAUGUUUACACCAUGUGGCAUCUGCCUCUCCCCCCAACACUGGAGGCUAUGGACAGCUGAUGGUUAAUUAUUACAUAACUAGCCCCCACCCCUUUCCCCCCUUUUUUAUUUUAGGAUUUUAGAUAUUAUAUCAUCACAUUAUGAUCAUAAUUACUGCUAAAUGUGUUAAAUGACUUUCCUUUGCCUUCUUUUGUGUGUGUGUUGAUUGCCUUUGCCUGGUGAAGGGGUUCUUGUGCAAGCAGGUAUUUGUAGUGUUUUUAGGGCUGAACUGAGGUGGAAAAGCCCAACAGUAAGGCUGCUCAAUUUUUGCUUUUGCUGCCUGUUCCAUGUGUUUAAAUCUCUGUGCUCUCGAGUGACACGGAUCAGUUUAGAGUUCAGCCCAGUGCACAGGUUUCCUACUGGCUAGUUCAUUCACCCCAGCCUCUUUUUUUUUUUUCUCUGGUCCCUGGUGUACUGCAGUCUGAGGUGCUACGACAUUUUCCGGCCACUAGAGGGCAGCCCUGUGCAUGUUUUUUUUGUAUUGGAGAAUAGAAAACUAAUGCCAAAAGUCUGUCUGUGCAUUUGGGGGCAUUGUGUGUGAGAGAGUGCGGAAGACGGGGUGCAUUGAUCAUUAGAUGUUACAUUUGUUGUGGUGAUAAGUUAUGAUGUUGUAUACUUUGGCUGGGAGGGGUGGGGGUGUUUGUGUGUGUGUGUUCGGGGGGGUUGUUGGUGGUGGUGGUGGUUGGGUUGUCGAUAAAGGUAAGACAAUCUCAAACCCCACAUUACUCUUUACUUUCUUACCCCCCUCUAAGCUGUGUGGUGCAAUACCUCAAUCUUUACCAAUGCUAACUAAACGCUCUGUGUGUAAACUAGCUCUCCUCCAACCAAGGACGCUAUUUUGUAUAAAUGUCCCUAAAUCCUUGGUUUUGAAUCGCAGGGCACUGAUUCCCCCCCCCCCCCCCCCCCCCCGUCUGCCCUGUGCUUUUGAGGUCGAUUUAUUAGAUGAGAAUGUUUUUUCAAAGAGUCACCACCACUUGGCACCCCCAAGAUAUGGACAAUCUGCCUUUACUCUGGUAUAAAAAAAACAACAAAUUGAAUUUUAUUUAUUAAAUUGUAAAUAUGUAAUGCAAUUCAAGAAAAUGGCUUUGUCUUUGUCUGUUCAAUAUACUGUUUCUAAGCUCCAAUCUUUUGUAUGUCUCAGAAAAUUGUUUUUAUAUGUAUUUUUUACAAUAAAUAUGUGUGAGAGA
Sebastes umbrosus (honeycomb rockfish) is the source of this 3735-nucleotide messenger RNA. RefSeq lists its product as uncharacterized. The coding region runs from base 332 to 1123 and encodes 263 amino acids. The record is from RefSeq and is a predicted model, not a curated record. NCBI's taxonomy places the organism in Eukaryota, Metazoa, Chordata, Actinopteri, Perciformes, Sebastidae. The transcript has 5 exons.